Messenger RNA from Corylus avellana, 832 nucleotides. Its product is annotated as germin-like protein subfamily 1 member 17. NCBI's taxonomy places the organism in Eukaryota, Viridiplantae, Streptophyta, Magnoliopsida, Fagales, Betulaceae. Gene Ontology annotation, molecular function: manganese ion binding. The record is from RefSeq and is a predicted model, not a curated record.
CAUCACCAUUAAAGCAAAAUAUUAGAUAUGAUGAAAGGAGUCCAUUUCCUUGCAAUUGUGGCUCUCUUGUCCCUCACAUCCUCCCUUGUCUCUGCCUAUGAUCCCAGCCCUCUUCAAGACAUUUGUGUAGCAAUUGAUGAUCCCAAGUCUGCUGUGUUUGUGAAUGGAAAAUUCUGCAAGAAUUUUACGGUUGCCAAUGCCGAUGAUUUCUUCUUCCAAGGGCUUCAGAUUCCUAGAAAUACGGCCAAUCCACUUGGGUCGAAUGUUACUCUUGUGACUGUGGACCUGAUUCCAGGCCUCAACACUUUAGGGUUAUCCAUAGUUCGCAUUGACUAUGCACCAUAUGGCGUAAACCCUCCCCACACUCACCCUCGUGCCUCUGAGAUUCUAAUAGUCAUAGAGGGUACUUUGUACGUUGGUUUUGUCACAUCCAACCCGGAAAACCGUCUUUUCUCCAAAGUUCUAAACAAGGGAGAUGUGUUUGUGUUUCCAAUUGGUCUCAUUCACUUCCAGUUCAACGUGGGGCACACCAAUGCUGUAGCCUUUUCUGGUCUAAGCAGCCAAAAUCCAGGUGUUAUAACGAUAGCAAACGCUGUUUUCGGAUCCAAUCCUCCUAUCAAUCCUAAUGUUCUCGCCAAGGCCUUCCAACUUGACCUGAAGACUAUUGAAUAUCUUCAGAAAACGUUCUAAUUAAUGGAACAACAACUAAGAAACUUAUGGAACUGUUAUGGCCUUCAUCUUUUAGGCAUGUUAGCCUCAUUCCAUCGUAUUGAUAAUAGAAUAAAAAGUUGCCUAUGUAACUCUCUCUAGGUGGAGUUGAGGUAUAAUAUAA